Messenger RNA from Ictidomys tridecemlineatus (thirteen-lined ground squirrel), 2101 nucleotides. The record is from RefSeq and is a predicted model, not a curated record. NCBI's taxonomy places the organism in Eukaryota, Metazoa, Chordata, Mammalia, Rodentia, Sciuridae.
GCAGGCUGCGCCAGAGCUAAUUGGAUCGGUUCCCAGGCCUGCGGAUGAUUACGAACGAGACGCUCUGCAGCCGUUUGUCGCGACAGUGCUUGAGGCAGCCCGUGAUACUUAGAGUCCCCGAGCCCCACGCCUGAGGGCGAGAUGAACGCGCUGGCCUUCCGAGCCGUCCGAACCGUCCGAACCUGCGAUCGCUUCUGGCAGCCCGAGCCGGCGCUCCUGCCUCCUGGGUGACACUGACGCUCCUAGCCGAUGGCUCCAGGCCAAGUACCCCAUCACAGCACACCCUGGAGGGAAGCCCACUACUCCUACCUCCUGUCCCCACUGAUGGGCUUCCUCAGCCGGGCCUGGAGCCGGCUGAGGGGCCCAGGACCUUCAGAGCCCUGGCUGGUAGAAGCAGUGACAGGAGAAAAUCUGGUAGAAGGUGGCCUGCAGGGAGAAGUGAAGGCUUCUUUGGCCAUCUCCCAUGGUCCCUGGGCCAGGCCUCCUCAAGGGGAAGCUGAAGACAGUGGAGUACCUCAAGAGAAUGGAGAAGCAGACCUGGAGUCCUGCCUUGACCUGAAGCCCAGUAAUUCCCCUCCUGAAGCUUGGGGACUUUUAGGCAGUGAAGAAAAUAGUGAGAAAGAUGCAAGCAGUGUCCCCAGAGAGCAGGGAAUAGAAAUUACAGAUGGCCAGCCCCUGUCCCACAGCCUGCAGAUAAGAGCCCUGCAAGGUUCUGAUAAGAGUCCUGGGGAGGAGAAAGCUGAAGAGGAGGGAGUGACCAAGUUCUCUUAUCCUUCAUCACACUGGGAGUGGAGCGAUGUCAAGAAAGAAGCUCCUGCUGCCUCCACUUUCCCUGAGUCUUCAGGAUCCCAACUUGGCACUUGUGUGUACUGCCCAGAGGAGAAAGAGAAUCAAGCCACGGAGGAAAAAGGAACAGAAAACGAAGCCAGGAAGACCUCCGUUUCCCCCUCAUUGGCAGGCUCCAGCUCCAGGGCUUGGGGAUAUUGUCCAGGCGAGAGGCCUAGGGAGAAGGGCAGGAAGGCCUGUGGAGCCCCUGGGAAAGAAGCUGACCCAGAGCCAUGGUCCUCGGUUCCAGCCCAGAGGCACCUGCUUGGGGCUUUGGAGAAUCAACCAAGUAAGAACGGAAAGGAAGAGGAGGACGACAGUGCUUUAGGGGCAACUGAGAAGGGAGGAGCCAAGGGUCCUUCUUCCAUUUCCUCUACAAGUGCCUCCGGGAGGGUCUGGGUGUGUCAGCCAGGGGAGAAUGCCGAGGACCAGAAGAGUGACCUCGGAUCAGCUGAGGAGGAAGGAGAAAGUGAGGCUUCCUCUCCCACCCUCCCUACAAGUGCCCUCCUGAAGGCCUGGGUGUAUCGUCCUGACUGUGGAGCAGCUGCCUGGGGCCAGCACCCCUCCCUUCAGGCCCAGAGUGCCCACCUCAGGGGCUGGCUAUAUCAACCAGGAAAGGAGACAGAGGAAGAGGAAGCUGAAGGGAAAUGGGGAGACUCUGAGACCAGCCCCUUCAGAGUGGCCUUCUACCUACCUGGAGAGAAACCACCACCUCCCUGGACUGCUCCUAAGCUGCCCCUCAGACUACAAAGACGACUCAGGUUGUCACAGACCCUCACCCAGGAUCCAGACCCUGAAACUCCCCCAAAAUCCAGAAAGGUGCGCUUCUCUGAGAAGGUCACCGUGCAUUUCCUGGCUGUCUGGGCAGGCCCGGCCCAGGCUGCCCGCCGGGGCCCCUGGGAACAGUUCGCUCGGGAUCGGAGUCGCUUUGCCCGCCGCAUCGCCCAGGCCCAGGAAAAGCUAGGUCCCUGCCUUACCCCUGCCUCCCGGGCAAGAGCCUGGGCACGCCUUGGGAAUGCACCCAGUUCUCUUACCCCCUUACCUGCCUCUACCCAGACCUUAUUUUUCCCCUUGAUCUCCUCGGAGGCUCCGGCUCAGGCCACGCCCUUGAGUCAGGCUAUGGCCACACCCCCUCAUACCCCUUCUUUGGAAGCACCAGCUCUUAGCCUGAAUCUCACUGGGAGGCGUGGCUAAGACCAAAUGGUUGCAUGUUAUUUAUUAACUUUUUUAAAGUGUUGGUUUAUUUAAGGAAUAAAGCUUUUUGAUUUGUAGUGAG